This is a messenger RNA of Melanotaenia boesemani (Boeseman's rainbowfish), 3014 nucleotides long. It is a transcript of the gene capn3b, whose product is annotated as calpain 3b. The transcript has 23 exons. NCBI's taxonomy places the organism in Eukaryota, Metazoa, Chordata, Actinopteri, Atheriniformes, Melanotaeniidae. The record is from RefSeq and is a predicted model, not a curated record. Bases 194 to 2509 code for a protein of 771 amino acids. Gene Ontology annotation, cellular component: cytoplasm. Gene Ontology annotation, biological process: negative regulation of apoptotic process; proteolysis. Gene Ontology annotation, molecular function: calcium ion binding; calcium-dependent cysteine-type endopeptidase activity.
CUGGCCGUUGGCUGUUGACUGUCCAUGAGCAGUGGCUCCUGCAAAUAAAGGAAGUAAAAGCCAUUUUCAGAAUCAGGGAGGACUCAGGAAGAUUCUUGCUGUUUUGCAAUUUCAUGUGCAGUUUUUGCAAAAAGAAGAAGAAAUCUGGAGUUUAUGUUUUAUACCUGACACAGUGACACCAAAGGCUGAGGUUAUGGAGGGCAAGAAACAUGACAGGAAAGUGCCUAUCGUUGAGGAAACAAAGGUGAACGUGCUUAAUGAAACUGAGGCAUCACUAGAGCUUGGUGGCAGCACCAAUUACCAACUUACUGGGACAAACUCAAUCUACUCAGCAAUUCUGAGCAGAAAUGAGGCAGUUAAAGAUGCCAAACGUCUGAAGACUUUUUUGGAACUGCGAGACAAGUAUGUGAGCAAGAACGUUUUGUUUGAAGACCCUCUGUUUCCUGCAAAUGACUCCUCACUCUUCUAUAGCGAAAAACCUUCAAUUAAAUUUGAGUGGAAGCGUCCUUCGGAAAUUUGUGAUGAUCCUCAGUUCAUCAUAGAUGGAGCCAACAGAACAGACAUAUGUCAAGGAGAACUGGGUGACUGCUGGUUACUUGCCGCCAUUGCCUGCCUGACACUGAGCGAGAAGCUGCUGUACAGAGUGAUUCCCCCUGAUCAGAGCUUCAGCGAAAACUACGCCGGCAUCUUCCACUUCCAGUUCUGGCGUUAUGGCGAAUGGAUCGAUGUGGUUGUGGAUGACCGCAUCCCCACCUCCAAAAACCGCCUUGUUUUUACCAAGUCAUUUAGAGAGAAUGAGUUCUGGAGUGCUCUUUUAGAAAAAGCUUAUGCCAAGUUGCAUGGAUCCUAUGAGGCUUUGAAAGGGGGGAACACAUUGGAAGCGAUGGAGGAUUUCACAGGUGGAGUGACCGAGUUCUUUGAGUUGUCCGAGGCACCCAAAGAGCUCUACACCAUCCUGAGGAAGGCGCUGGAGAGAGGCUCCCUGAUUGGCUGCUCCAUAGAUGAUUUUUCAGCCAGUGAGAUGGAGACUCGGACAAGCCAGGGGCUGGUUAGAGGUCAUGCUUACUCCAUCAUUAGCCUGGAGGAGUGUGAUGAAGUUUCAAAGGACACCAAAAUUCGCCUGAUACGAUUGCGUAAUCCUUGGGGUUGGGUGCUCUGGAAGGGGCCCUGGAGUGCAAACUCAAACGAGUGGUCGACCAUCUCCGCUGCAGACAAAGCGAAUCUAAGCAAACAAACUGUUGAGACGAGUGAGUUCUGGAUGUCCUUUGAUGAUUUCAAGAAGAAUUUCACCAAGCUAGAGCUGUGCAACCUGACCCCUGAUGGUCUGCAAGGUGAUGAAAGACAAAGCUGGACAGUUUCAGUCAAUGAAGGUCGCUGGGUGAGAGGCGGCUCUGCUGGUGGUUGCAGAAACUUCCCAGACACAUAUUGGACAAACCCUCAGUAUCGGCUGCAGCUGUAUGAGGAGGAUGACGACCCAGAAGAUGGACAGGUGGCCUGCACUGUAGUUGUGGCUCUGAUGCAAAAGGGCCGGAGGAUGCAACGUCAUAAAGGGGCCAAAUUCCUCACAAUUGGAUUUUCCAUCUAUGAGGUUCCAAAGGAGAUGCAAGGGCAGAAUCAACAUCUGCAGAAGGACUUCUUCCUCUAUAACGCCUCCAAAGCCAAAUGCAAGACCUACAGUAACCUGCGAGAGGUAACGGAGCGUUUUUGUCUGCCUCCAGGAGAGUACGUCAUCAUCCCCACAACCUUUGAACCCCACGAGGAAGGAGAGUUCAUCCUCAGAGUCUUCUCUGAGAAGCAGAGCACAUCAGAAGAGGCAGAGAAUGUCAUCGAAACUGAUCAAACACAGCAAGACAAGAAAAAGAAAGAUAAGCCUAUUGUCUUUGUGUCAGACAGAGCACAUGCUAACAAAGAAAUCCUGCAUGAUGGCAUUCGGGGAGACAAGAGGAAGAAACCAAAGAGAAAACUGCUUGAACCCAAGGAAGAAACUGAAGAGGACAAACAGUUCCGAGCCAUUUACCAAAAGAUUUCUGGUGAGGACAUGCAAGUCUGUGCCAAUGAGCUGAAGACGAUCAUGAAGAAUGUACUUUCCAAACAUAGUGAAAUAAAGUCAGAAGGGUUCAGUCUUGAGACGUGUCGGAGUAUGAUCGCCUUAAUGGAUACUGAUGGGACAGGAAAACUGAAUCUGCAGGAGUUUAAGCACUUGUGGAAAAAGAUCAAGGAGUGGCAGCUCAUCUUCAAACGAUACGAUAAAGACAAAUCCUGCUCCAUCAGCAGUUUUGAGAUGAGGAAUGCCGUUAAUGAUGCAGGGUUUCAACUCAACAAACAGUUAUAUGACAUCAUAGCCAUGCGCUACACAGACGAACACCUCAGCAUUGAUUUUGACAGUUACAUCUGCUGUUUUGUGAGACUGGAGGGCAUGUUCAGAGCUUUCAAUGCCUUUGAUAAAGAUGGAGAUGGAAUAAUCAAACUCAAUGUCCUGGAGUGGCUUCAGCUGACCAUGUACUCUUAGGUCAUCAUGUCCCAAGACUGUCAGCACCUCGUGUGACUCCAUCUUUGUUGUGACUUAAAUAUGUUUUUGCAAUGAUGUUGCAGUUUUAACAAGUUGGCAUGUCAAACUCAGAAGUUUCAUACAUAUCUUUAGUUUUAAAUUCAAAUUCAGACUUCUGUGGUCAUUCAAGUUUAGGAUGUUCCAACUUUAAGGUCUGCAUUAAAUUAAGGUCAAAUCUAUGAAAUGCUUACAUCAGGUUUUAGCUUCCUUCCCUGUGUUGUUAAGAGUAUUCUGUUUAACAAAUCUUUAUGGAAAUCAUGCAAAUUGUUUUUAAAAUGAAAUGGAGAUGAUCACUGUUAAUACUUUUUAUUGCUGUACACAUACACAUACAGUAGAUAUUCAAUUAAAUACAUACUGCAUAGUAUAAAAUAAAAAAAAUGGAUGACUGAUCCGAUCUGAACAGUUUGGCUUGAAACAUGUUACAGUGUUAGAGCGUCAGACAUAUGAAGAUGUGUAACUUAAAAAG